AUGGCGGGAGACGAGGCCCGGCAGUAUGAGCAUCUUCGAGAUGCGGGUGUCGCCGCCACCCCCAUCUAUGGCGCCAACCCGUAUGCGCCACAUCGUACCACGAUGCAUCACGACCUCGAUGCCACCUUCGACUGGAACUUUGACGCCAUCGCAAGUGGCAGUGGCACUGACAACUGGAGGGCGGCGAACGACGUGAGACAAUUCACACCUUCGCCAGACGAGCCACAAAGUUCCCAGCCCCUCCUCGACGCGGAAUCCCGAAGAGACCCGGAGGAACUGCUACGAUAUGGGUCUCAAGAGCCACUACCCCACGGGCUGUAUCUCCCCCCCUCCUCUUCCAUCCCACCACCGCUCACUACCAGCUAUCAGCUGGACACUCCUCACUUUUUGCCGUCCGCGCAACCGCUUUCAUACCAUCACGUCUCCCCUCCUGCCCAUACGUUGCGCGCUCCUCUCCCCCAGAACCUGCUGACCCCUCCUCCGGAUUAUCUCCCCAUGGCUGAGUUUCACACCCCUACCCCGUACCUCCAGCCGGCAUAUGAAACAUCGUCCCAGCCAUGGCCUCCCCUCCAUAUACCAUCCACUAGCACCGAAAGCCACUGGAUGCCACUCGCUUCCACGGGGGCCCAAUCAUUCCUCCACCCGUUCACAGCACCCACGUUUGCGAACACACCCUCCUCUGGUCCCACGAUCCCGCCGACAUGGUACUCCCAGGGACCAUACGCACACCCGUCGCUGGCACCCCCGACCCCCAAUGUCUCCGCUGCUGGCCCUUCUCGCGUUCGGAGACCCCACAAGCGAGUACAGCCAUAUCAUCGAGAUGAGGUUAACUACGCACCUCCAGCGUCAUUUCCCGACUUCCUCGUCGCCGGCCCCUCUUCCCAGUUCCAGGAACCCCCUGUCGCUGGUCCCUCACGGCCCCGACAACCACGCCACCGACGCCGAUCACCCCCGGCCCCCUCGCUCCCUCCCCCUUCUCCAUACCCAUCAAAUCCCCGUCUAUCAUACCCGUCGCCGCCCUUCCCCACUCCCCCUCCGCUUUGUACACCUCCCUCCCCGAUGCACGCACUCGCCUUCAAUCAGGGCCAGAAGAGAAAGCGACAGCGGGCAGAUGACGAAGACGAAGACGAGGUGCAGCGCCCAUGGAGGAGGAAACAGGGCCCUUCACGUCCAGAGCAAAGCUCUACGACGUGCCAGCCGGAGGACGACCUCCAACUUCAUGCCGCCCCCAAACGUGUCAAACGUAGGGUGGCGGGACCACGGAAGGCGUCAACCAGCUCAACGCCAGCGCCGAAGCGAGACCAGCCAAAAGGGAAACCAGAGGCCGUGAAGAACCGAGACAUGUUGGCACCGCCAGAAGCCAUCGAGGCUUCCGGGACGGAGCCGACUGGCCCGCGUUCAUAGAGGAGCAUGCGCUACAAGACUGUCACCUUCUUCACUAUUGCGAUAUUUGCGACGUAGAGCGCAAAGCGUCCAUGCGAUUGGAUGCCCUCAUCCGUCAUAGAAGAGAUUCUCAAAACCACUUGGAUAAGGUCGCUGCCGGCGGCCAAAGUGCUUAGCGCUGAGUAGGCGGCUCGCGGAUGCAGGUCUCUGUCGCGGCCAGUAGUCGGAGGAGUGGGGCAGGACGAGUAGAGAUGAGCGAUUGAACGAACAAACAACAUACCCACUCUGAUUUAUACCCCUCUCGCGCCCCACCUCAGCACACGCUCCCUUGUUCUUGACCUGGACGAUGGAGAUCAUUUGCCCCAUCCGCUACUGGCUCCGUCGCGGUGGCGGUUUCCAUCCUGGACAGAAUGAGGAGACUCGACGUGGGGCCCUUGUUCCAAAACUAGAAUCACUUACGUUCUCGCCUUUUACCCAGCAACGCCACGCUUCUCCCAACCAUGGACAUCUUUUUUCACCUCUGACGUUUCCUCUGUCAACCUCAUUCAAUUUUUCCUUUGUUCUUUUCCCUUGUUCUUACCGUGCGUUUCCGUGCACCUAUACCUACCUACACGCCUUGUACAAUUCUUAGAUGAUUAGAAGAUUUCAUUACUGCUACUUUGCUCCGGACUCUGUUUUACUCUGCUCCACUGAUGAUCGAACGAAUCAUACUGGAUUUCUCGAC
Messenger RNA from Heterobasidion irregulare TC 32-1, 2107 nucleotides. RefSeq lists its product as uncharacterized. The record is from RefSeq and is a predicted model, not a curated record. Bases 1 to 1404 code for a protein of 467 amino acids. NCBI's taxonomy places the organism in Eukaryota, Fungi, Basidiomycota, Agaricomycetes, Russulales, Bondarzewiaceae. The transcript is spliced from 5 exons.